Aaosphaeria arxii CBS 175.79 is the source of this 1158-nucleotide messenger RNA. RefSeq names its product WD domain-containing protein. The coding region runs from base 1 to 1158 and encodes 385 amino acids. Gene Ontology annotation, molecular function: protein binding. Lineage: Eukaryota; Fungi; Ascomycota; Dothideomycetes; Pleosporales. The record is from RefSeq and is a predicted model, not a curated record. The transcript has 3 exons.
AUGUCGCGCUCAACAGACCCAGGACACUUCUUCCAGACGACUACCUCCAUCGAGGAGUCUGCUCGCAAGGCCACGAAAUCCAAAAACACUCGAGGCAACCCCGUUAAGCUCCCUUCCAAAAUCCUCGCGAUUGUCCGCGACCCGAAGCACGAUGGCUCCGUAUACGUUGCAGAAGCAGCUGGCAGCGUAAAGCAAAUCAAUAUUGAAUCUGGUAGCAUCUCUGCAACCUUCUCCGGUCCUACCGCCCCCCUCACCUCGCUCGCCGUUUCCUCCAAGCUCGAUACCGUUUUCGCUGGCUGCUGGGACAAGUCCAUUUGGGCAUGGUCGCUGGCUAAGAAGGCCGCUCCACGUCGAUUUCAGGGACAUACCGACUUUGUCAAAGCUGUGGAGAUCAUUACUGUCGAAGGUAAGGAACUCCUUGUAUCUGGAUCGUCGGACACAACCAUCAUAGUUUGGGACAUAGAGACAGGGAAACAGCUGCACAAGCUCAAAGGUCAUUCAAGAGGGAUCCUUGCGCUGGCUAUCGAGCCCCAGACUAUUGAGACGGCUGAACCGUUAGGAAAAGCUGUGACUUUGCUCAGCGCUGGGACCGACAGGGAGAUCCGCCGCUGGAAAAUUGAGCUCGGCAAAGCGACAGAAGUCGACUUGAAUGCAGAUGCUCCCGGUCCGUUGAUAUCGCACGAGACGAGCAUAGACUCCAUCCGGUUCGACGCCGAUGGAGACCUAUGGACCGCGUCUGCGGACAAGACCGCCAAGUGCCUCGAUCAGAAUCACAAUUGGGAGGCGAACACGACGCUCGAGCAUCCGGACUUCGUUCGCGACGUUGUUGUAGAUGAAGAGGGAGGUUGGGUCGUCACUGCUUGUCGGGACGAGGAAGUUCGGGUCUGGGAAAAAAGCAGCGGGAAGCUACACCAUGUUUUUUCUGGACACUUCGAAGAGGUCACUGGAUUGGUGCUGCUUCCGGGCCAGAAGGUCGUGAGCGUCGGAAUCGAUGCCACAGUACGGCAAUGGAGCCUGAAGGCUGCUGAUUUGGCGAAAGCUAUCCAGGAUGCAGCAGAUGAAGAAGCUGGGAAGGAGAAGGAAGAGCCCAAGAAGGAAAGCCUGAUGACGGAAGAAGAGGAAAGGGAGUUGGCGGAUUUGUUGGAAGAGAGCGAAUGA